This is a messenger RNA of Cercopithifilaria johnstoni, 390 nucleotides long. The record is from the annotation of a GenBank genome assembly. Lineage: Eukaryota; Metazoa; Nematoda; Chromadorea; Rhabditida; Onchocercidae.
AUGCUUGCAUUAUUAGUUUUCACGUCCUUGCUGGUGAACAGUGCACAAAAGUCUCAAUAUUUUCAAGUUACAACGCGGAAUAUAACAAGCUCAACAGUCAUUUUGGUUAAGGGAAACGAUAGCGAUGUAAUUUCCGCACCAGGCAUUUCCGAUUCAGAACGGAUAGAUAAGAACAUAACUACACAAAGUUGGAAGCAAAUAAUUAUGAUAGUGGUACUGGAUGGUGCGAUACCGAGAUUAUGUGGUGAAACUUCGGUGACUGCAUCAAUGAAGAGCGGAGAUAUGUUGCAUUCGACGUAUGAAGAACCAAGACCGGUGGUACAUAAUAUACCACCCGGUUAUGAUACAUCACGUCCAUCAUCGAUACUUCCAUUACAUAAUAAUGGAUAA